This is a messenger RNA of Phalaenopsis equestris, 692 nucleotides long. Its product is annotated as metacaspase-1-like. NCBI's taxonomy places the organism in Eukaryota, Viridiplantae, Streptophyta, Magnoliopsida, Asparagales, Orchidaceae. The annotation marks the transcript as partial. The record is from RefSeq and is a predicted model, not a curated record. The transcript has a single exon.
GAUGCAGUAAACAAUGUGAAGCAGCAGUGCAGUGACUUUGUUAUGACCAGAAACAUUCAGUGCCGCGAAAUGCUCGAGGAUGUGCAGAGACAAAUGGCUGGGCUAAACUUUGGUUCGGGUCCGUCGAACCCCUCAAGAACCGGCUCCCAUCCAGCAACGGAUCCACAAUCGGCAUCCCGGUUCUCCUUUAAGUUACCUUUUUUCCACCAACCCGCUCAGCACCCAAGGCCUGAGUUCUCUCAGCCAUCAUAUCCAAAUUACACGCCGCAGCUGCCACAGCCGCAGCCGUCUUACCAGCAGUAUGCCAAUCAGCCACCCAGCCAUGACUACAGCCAGCCAGCUUACCCAGGUUGGCGUGGCCCGUAUUAUAACACACCGCCACAGCAGCCGGGUACCGGACACCCCCCGCCGCCGCCUUACAAUGUUCCUCAGAAUUAUCCACAGGGCGGUUAUUACCGUCCCCAGUAGAGCAUCAGUCUCAACGCUUGCAUAUAUCUAAACAUCAUUUAUUGUAGUCCUCUUGUGAUGAUUUAUCUUUUGUUGUCCAAAUGAUGUGAGAUAUUUGUAAAUAAAUUUGUCAUAGUUUGCUUCUUUCAUGUCAUGGAUUGUUAUUUAAAACUUUAUACAAGGAGACGUUAUUUGUUUUGUAAAUAUGGAUAUUUAUGCUUUUUUGUUUGAUCUUUUCUAUUGAA